Molecule: messenger RNA, 2073 nt
Organism: Saccostrea echinata
Lineage: Eukaryota; Metazoa; Mollusca; Bivalvia; Ostreida; Ostreidae
Product: dynein light chain Tctex-type 5-B-like
Exons: 4
Coding region: 117-638 (173 amino acids)
Biological process (GO): microtubule-based movement
Cellular component (GO): cytoplasm; cytoplasmic dynein complex
Molecular function (GO): dynein intermediate chain binding
Source: RefSeq, a predicted model, not a curated record
CUAAAUUUAGCAUCUUGUUCACUUGGCAACUGUAGGGGGAAGCUUGAAAUUUUGAGUGUGGAUUGUUGUCAUCUUGUCAUUUUAAGAUUAGACUAUAAGAGGAGACUAGUAUCAAGAUGACAGACCGAGAUUUAGCCCGAGAGAAGGCAGCUAAGCUGUUAAAGAAGCAGGGCUCGGUGUCUUCAUUAGCCAGUAGUGAAGUUAUCAAGUUCCACAAAGUCGGAUCUAUGAGCACAGUUUCUGUAACCGAGGACACGGGGCACCAUGACUUUAAACCUCCAGUCAGAUUCGAAAAUACAUAUCAACUUACACCAAACAAGAGAUUUCCAUCCGCCAAAGUGAAGAACGUCAUUCGAGAUGUGAUUGAAGGGUACUUAGCAGAAGAGAAAUAUGAACCAGAAUUGUGCAGACAAAUGACCAAAACAUUAUCAGAGAUCAUUAAGGCAAGGGUCAAAGAAAUGAUGAUCCCUCGAUUCAAAAUAAUCUGCACAGUUCACAUAGGAGAAUUAAAAAACUCAGGAUUGUGGGUAGGAAGCAGGUGCUUAUGGGAUGCGUCAUGUGACACUUAUUCUACUUUUGAAUAUCGCAACAAGACACUGUUUGCUAUAGGAACUGUAUUUGGAAUCUAUUAUGAGUAAAAGUGAUAUUGCAAGAAGAAUAUAACUGCAUUCAUUGUCAAAUUCAUUGCAAUCAGCAAGCUUAGUGAGAUAAUGCUCGAUUCCUGGACUUUGUUGGACGCUGUAUUUUGAUACCAGUGUGAAGGGUAUAUAUUAGGUAUUAGCCAAAGUAUCUUUUCUAAAGGCCAUGACUGGAAAUUAAGAUACAAAAAAAGUGUUGUUUUGGGGAAGUAAGUAUAUUUUUAUAGAGCCUGAUUGUGACCAAGGUCUCACUUUGUACAUUUGUAAUGAAUAAAGCAUAUUUUUGUAAACAAUUGAAUAUUAUGACAGCAUCAUUGCAGUAUUCCAGAGGAAGUCAUAAAUCAGAGUUUUAUAUUUCUGCAUAAACUUUAUUUUUAAAAGAUUAUUUGAAGUUAAUUAAGAGCUGUUGUUUACUUAGGAGUGGUUUUUGGCCAUUUGUAUGAUGGAUUUUGUUUGUGAGGUGCAGUUGUUCAAGUAUUGGUAAUUGAACAAGAUUUUUUUUUCUGUAAAGCAUUAAGCAGCAUCUGUUGUAUAUGGUAUUUAUACAGAACUUUUAUAAUUGUAUAAUGAUAACAAGAAGUUGAUAUUUUCAGUGAUUUUUCACAUUUUGUACAUUGGCUGUCCCUCUGUCUGAUUCUGUUACUAUGUGUCAGUAUUAUGCCUGGGUUGCCUUUGUAAUCAAUUUACUGUCAAUUCCUUUUCUGUUACAUGAAAUGUUAAAUACUUAGCCAACCAACAUUUAACAUUUUUUACUGUUGCCAAGUCUUAGCAUUAUAACCCAAGUCAAAUAAAUUAUUUAAGGUUAUCUGUAGGUUAUCUCCCUUGCCAAAAUUAAUCAAGACCCAGUGUGAUAACUCAAAUUAAUUGUAGGAGAACAGUGAUCCUUUUUCCAUAUAAAUUAUAAUUAAAACUACUAUUGUAAAUAAGAUUUAAUGGUGUUGUUGUUGAAUAUUGGUAUAUCAUACAUCAGUUCUGUGACAUUUUUACGUAAUUACUGUGAUAUUAAGAACGAAUCAUUUUUAUUGAUUUCUUGUGCAUUACAAACAUCUUCUGAUUUAUUUCUUACUAUAUAUUUUCUAUGCGUUAUAUAUAUUUAUUAUUUUACAGACCCUUUUUCUAGCAAUAAACUGUCUCAGUGUUCGAUUUUCCAGUGUAUAUUUGAAGAAUGUGAUAUAGAUCAUGUAUAUUUUUCAUUUCCAUUACUGUAGACAAAUAAUUUGUUCUAGUAGAAUGACUAAUUGUUCAAUAUACAUGUAUGACUUUGAUUGUUGCAGAUCAAGCAGAGCUUCUGUGCAACUGUGCUCUUUUUGUGUUCAUAGUCAGAAUAUAUCUAUAUAAGGUUAUUUGUUAAUACCUUCCAUUUUUGUAGUCACUGAAAGCACUCAGCCCUUUCUAGACAUGAAAAAUUCAAAUAAAUGCUUUAGAAGAAACAAAA